Alosa sapidissima (American shad) is the source of this 1061-nucleotide messenger RNA. RefSeq names its product N-acyl-aromatic-L-amino acid amidohydrolase (carboxylate-forming) B-like. The record is from RefSeq and is a predicted model, not a curated record. Gene Ontology annotation, molecular function: aminoacylase activity; hydrolase activity, acting on ester bonds. The transcript has 7 exons. Bases 53 to 1000 code for a protein of 315 amino acids. Lineage: Eukaryota; Metazoa; Chordata; Actinopteri; Clupeiformes; Clupeidae.
GAAGGAACACACAAAACACCCGGGAGAGGGACGAGUAGUGUCUAGGUCACAGAUGAGCAAAGUGUCUUUUCCUGCCUUGUCCCGCGUGGCUGUGUGUGGUGGUACCCAUGGCAACGAGCUCUCGGGUGUGUACCUGGUGCGGGAGUACUUGAGGAGGAAGCAUAACCAACGCAAUGCCCAGGAGUCCUUUACCUUGAUGAUGGUGAUGUCAAAUCCGCGCGCCGUUCAACAGUGUCGUCGCUACACCGAGACAGACUUGAACCGUUGCUUCACUCGAGCCACUCUCAGUACUCCCAUCUCCGAUAAGACACCAUAUGAGAUUGUGCGUUCCCAGGAGCUCAAUGGCUUGUUGGGGCCCAAGGGAAGCCCUGAAGCUAUGGAUCUGGUGUGCGACCUGCACAACACGACGGCCAACAUGGGCCUGUGCUUCAUCAGCUUCUCUGACAGCGAUUGGAUCUGCCUACACAUCUACAGACACCUCCAGAGAGAGCUGGCCACCAUACCUGUACGAUACAUACACUUUGACACACCAAAGAAUGAAGCUUACUCUUUAGAAUCAGUGGGAAAACAUGGCUUCGCGAUGGAGAUUGGCCCACAGCCCCAUGGUUCUGUCAGGUCCAACAUUUUUGUUGCUAUACAAGAGGGAGUAGAGCAAAUGCUGGAAUGGAUCCACCUCUUUAACUCAGGGACUCAGUUUGAGGGAGGGUCCGUGGAAGUGUUCACGCUGGUUAAGAACAUUGACUACCCACGGGACCCUGAGACACGUGCCAUCACUGCUGCUAUUCAUCCAGAUCUUCAGGACCGUGACUUUUGCCUGCUUCACCCUGGCGAUCCUUUAUUCCUCUCUUUCUCUGGGGAGACACUGCGUUACAAAGGGAAAGAGCCACUCUAUCCGUUUUUCGUUAACGAGUGUGCUUACUAUGAGAAGGGCAUCGCUCUCUCUCUGGCUCGCAGAAGGAGAGUCGUCAUUCCAUCCAUCCAGUGCGACAGAGACCGAUAGUCAAGAAGGAUGGGGACUCGACAAUGGGACACUUUCCACACUGGGGAUAAAGGGGUCAAAG